Poeciliopsis prolifica (blackstripe livebearer) is the source of this 1113-nucleotide messenger RNA. RefSeq names its product atonal bHLH transcription factor 1b (gene atoh1b). The coding region runs from base 45 to 791 and encodes 248 amino acids. The record is from RefSeq and is a predicted model, not a curated record. Gene Ontology annotation, molecular function: protein dimerization activity. NCBI's taxonomy places the organism in Eukaryota, Metazoa, Chordata, Actinopteri, Cyprinodontiformes, Poeciliidae. The transcript has a single exon.
UGCGCAAUUCCACUGCACUGCACGAGCGCGGGCUGUCACUGACGAUGACCGCGAAAGCAGAGCUUCCGGGCUGGCCAGAGUACCCCGAGGACUUCUCCCUGCUGCAGCAGAAAAAUCUGGCCCACACCAGCUCCAAAACGUGGAUUUCCUCCAAUUCGGUCCGCGGCUUUUCGCGCAGGGAAGCGCACGACGCCGCAGAGGCUGGGAUUUCACUGGAGAAACUCGGGUCGGUGGGUAGACUCCACGGGUGCGCGUCCGCAGAGACGGGUCACGCGAGGGCAUCCGAUGGAGACAAGGGGAGCGGCCUGGGGCCUCAGAGACACCGGCGCGUCGCAGCCAACGCCAGGGAGCGCAGGCGGAUGCACGGUCUGAACAAAGCCUUUGACGAGCUCAGGAGCGUCAUUCCGUCGCUGGAAAACGAGAAGAAGUUGUCUAAGUACGACACCCUGCAGAUGGCGCAGAUUUACAUCACUGAGCUGUCUGAGCUGCUGGCCGGCGUGGUUCAGCAGGAGUCCAGAGGCCCUCGCUCGGGGUCAGAGAAGACGCCCAGGAGGAACUUGAUUCACUCGAUCCGGCCGGACGCGGCCGCGCAGCCGGCCGUCCUGCUGGCCGGAGAGGAGCAGCAGCAACAGCAGCAGCAGCAGCAGCAGAGAGACCAAUCCAUCAACCGCCUGAUCAUCCUGGGACCUUCAUCUGUGAUGGAGUCCAACACGUCGGAAGCGUCCUCCAGCAGUGACGGAGAAUCCUCGAAUCUCAGCGACACGGAGGACAGUCAGAGUGGGAGACAGUGACAGACAGAGAAGCAGUUCAUCUCUAAGUGGUUCAGUGCGGCAGAGCUGCAGUUUCCUCCGCGCCGUCUCCAAUAGAUGAGAUGCUGCACUGCUGGAUUUCAAAAGUGAAGAGAAGUCAUUCAUUUCUCAGAGAUCCCGACUUGGUUUCCUCUCGAUGAACUAAGAGAGGCCUUCAUCUGCACUUUAAGGUCCUGAACAAUAACCUGUGGCAUUUUCCAGAGUCUGUGGUUGGAGCCCAGCUUUUAAUUUUGAAAUAAAUCAAGUAUUUUUCUAUUUAAGAGUAGCUAAUCUGUAUUUUCUGAGAGAGUUUUUGUUUUUUUGU